Lytechinus variegatus (green sea urchin) is the source of this 801-nucleotide messenger RNA. RefSeq lists its product as uncharacterized. The record is from RefSeq and is a predicted model, not a curated record. The coding region runs from base 266 to 703 and encodes 145 amino acids. Lineage: Eukaryota; Metazoa; Echinodermata; Echinoidea; Temnopleuroida; Toxopneustidae. The transcript has a single exon.
UUGAGGUGGUUAUAAUAUUUUCAAAUCAAAUUAAUAUUAAUCAAUGAUACUCAUCCUCUAUUCAAAUCAAUAUGAUGUGAAUUUCAAGAAUAUUUUGGUAAAUGUUAAUAGGGGAUUUAAACAGAAAUGUCUCUUCCGAAGAUAAUCUUUUAAAAGUUAACAUAUGAAAGUAUCAAAAUAUUGUGUUAACAACAAUGUUUUGUCGGUCUUUGUGAUCUUCUAUUAACAAAUUGUGUAUCUAUUUCCUUGAGGAUUUGGUGCUUUAAUGAAGCCUCGUGAGGAAAUCCUCGCCAAUGCACAAUAUUUUGCCCGGGACGCACUUGCAGAUCUCCGGCAGGAUGAACUUUACCUGAACACUGUUGAGGGACAAGAGAUUGUGGAACUUGCCAGCCACAUUGACUACGAGGCGGAAGACUUCAUUGAAGCAGCAGAGGUGAUCACAAAGGAUCUUUUGCAAGUAGUAAUGUCUGCAGAAGGCAAGCUGCCUGGAUCGUCUGCAAACUGUGCCAUCAUCAAGAACUAUCAAGUUUAUCAGAUGAGUAGCAGGGCUUACAGCACAUUUGUGAAGCUGCUUGGAAGUGACAACCAAUCAAAGUUUUUUCAGCAGUAUGUGCUACGGGUCAUGUUAGAGAAAAUCAUGAAAGACAGUAUUAAGGAGGACUUUGAUGCUGGAGCUCCAGUAGAUGAACUAUCUAUCAUGUGAGGAGGAACAAGCCCUCCGUCACCUGGCUGGGUACAUCCCUUUUACUCUCCACAGACGCUAUAGCAAACUUCAGUCAAACCCUGCAAAGAAAUUGGCAG